AUGCUGGCAAUAGUUGCGAGUGGUGUGGCUUUGCUGGUGUCGAUCGCGAUUUGGUGGACGGUAGCCAACUUUGGCAGUGCGCUACGGUACGCCGGCAAACUUGGUGGACCCGUGGCGUACCCGUUGGUAGGCAAUGGGCUACUGUUUAUCAACAAAACUCCUGCCGAGUUCCUUCAACUGCUUGGACGGCUGAUCGCACAGUACGGCAAAUGUUUGCGUGUAUGGCUCGGUACACAGCUGAUCGUGCUCGUAACCGAUCCCAAGGACAUUGAGGUCCUCCUGAGCAGUCCCAAGUACAUCGAUAAAUCCAGCGAGUAUGAAUUUAUCCGCCCAUGGCUAGGCGAAGGAUUGUUGGUAAGCCGCGGCCGAAAGUGGCAAACGCGGCGAAAGAUCAUCACCCCUACGUUUCACUUUAAAAUUCUGGAACAGUUUGUCGAAAUAUUUGAUCAGCAGGGCCACACAUUCGUCGAUAUACUGCGACUGUUUGCCAAAUCGGGUGAAACGUUCGAUGUGUUCCCGCUGGUAACACUGUGCGCUCUGGAUGUAAUAUGUGAAUCGGCAAUGGGAACCAAAGUGAAUGCACAAAUCAACUCCGAGUCGCAGUACGUGAAGGCGGUUAAAGAGAUUACCAACCUUAUACAGCUCCGCAUCUACGACUUUGUAAUAAGGUACGAGUUCUUCUUCCGUCUUUCUGCCAACCGGCGAAGGCAACGAAAAGCACUGGCCAUCCUUCACGGGUACACCGAUAGCGUGAUACGAGCAAGACGUCAGGAACUGAACGAAACGCUAGCCACCAACAAGACAGGCGAUCACGCAAACGGUGUGCACGAUGAGGAUUCGAUAGGGUUAAAGAAGCGUAUGGCAUUUUUGGACAUGUUGCUACAAGCGACGAUCGAUGGACGUCCGCUGACCGAUCUUGAGAUACGCGAGGAAGUGGACACGUUCAUGUUCGAAGGACACGAUACGACGACAUCCGCAAUCAGCUUUUUGUUGCUUAGUUUGGCAAAAAAUUCCGACGUACAGCAGAAAGCGUUCAACGAGGUACGGAACGUGGUGGGAGACGAUCGCAAGCAACCCGUUACGAUGACGAUGCUGAACGAUAUGCACUAUCUGGAUUUGGUGAUCAAGGAAACGCUUCGGCUGUACCCUUCGGUACCGAUGUUUGGAAGGAAAAUGAUGCAGAACACCGAAAUCAAUGGUAAAAUAUUCCCAGCAGGCAGCAAUGUGAUAAUGUUUCCCUUCUUCCUUGGCCGUGAUGCCGAUUACUUCCCGAACCCGGAAAAGUUUGAUCCGGAGCGGUUCAACGUGGAAACGUCGGCCGAAAAGACAAACCCCUAUCAGUAUGUACCGUUCAGUGCUGGGCCACGAAACUGCAUCGGACAGAAGUUUGCAGUGGCGGAAUUGAAGAGCCUGGUGAGCAAAGUGUUGCGAAACUUUGAGAUACUACCAGCGGAAGAACCAUUUGAGGAGACGUUUAUUGCGGAGCUUAUCUUGCCCUCAAGUGUAAUGUGUAUGCUCGUGGAUCUGCGAAUCUGAAUCAUUAUUCGGUGCAAUCGUUGUUGUGUAUUUGCAGAAUUUCUGCGGAUCAUCGGUGUACUGCUGAAGCAGUAUGGUGACUGUUUUCGCGUUUGGCUCGGUACCCAGUUGGCGAUCGUAGUGCUCGAUCCAAAGGAUAUCGAGGUGUUGUUGAGCAGUCCCAAGUUUAUCGACAAAUCCACUGAGUACGACUUCAUCCGGCCAUGGCUGGGAGAGGGAUUGCUUACAAGUCGUGGACGUAAAUGGCACACGCACCGAAAGGUGAUCACUCCAACGUUUCACUUCAAGAUUUUGGAACAGUUUGUGGAGAUAUUCGAUCAUCAGAGUACAAUCUUCAUCAAGAUGCUGCAACCAUUUGCCGAAUCGGGAAAGUCUUUCGACAUUUUCCCACAGGUGACACUGUGCGCGUUGGAUGUAAUUUGUGAGUCAGCCAUGGGAACGAAAGUGAACGCACAGCUCAAUUCCACGUCAGACUAUGUGCUAGCAGUGAAAGAGAUCACAAAUCUCAUACAGCUGAGAUUUUACGACUUUCUGAUACGGUACGAUUUUUUCUUCCGCCUGUCCGCAAACAGUCGCAAGCAAAAGAAGGUGCUAAAGGUUCUGCACAGCUACACGGACAGUGUGAUCAAAGGACGGCGUCAGCAGCUUGAAGCGAACGCAUCCAACGGCGCAAUGGAAGACACAAGCGAUCAUGAUCUUGGCAUCAAGAAGCGUAUGGCUUUUCUCGACAUGUUGCUUCAAUCGACGGUCGAUGGACGUCCUCUGACGGAUCUCGAAAUACGCGAGGAAGUGGAUACGUUCAUGUUCGAGGGACACGAUACGACGACAUCCGCCAUCAGCUUUCUGUUGCUUAGUUUGGCGAAAAAUCCCGACGUACAGCAGAAAGUGUUUGAGGAGGUACGGAACGUGGUGGGAGACGAUCGUACGCGUCCCGUUACGAUGGCAAUGCUGAAUGACAUGAGCUAUCUGGAUUUGGUGAUCAAGGAAACGCUUCGUUUGUAUCCUUCGGUACCAAUGAUUGGAAGGAAAAUGCUACAAACAACCGAAAUCAACGGUAAGAUCCUACCAGCCGGAGCAAACUUGAUUAUUAUGCCGUUCUUCCUUGGACGUGACGCGCGCUACUUCCCCGAUCCGGAACGAUUCGAUCCGGAGCGAUUUAAUGUGGAACGGUCAGCGGAAAAGGCUAACCCCUACCAGUACAUCCCGUUCAGUGCUGGGCCACGGAACUGCAUCGGGCAGAAGUUUGCAGUGGCGGAAUUGAAGAGCCUGGUGAGCAAAGUGCUGCGUCAUUACGAAAUUCUACCGUCGACCGAAAAGCAGGACGAAUCGUUCAUUGCGGAACUAAUAUUACGGCCGGAGCAUGGUGUGUUCGUUUGCCUGAAGCCAAGAGAUUAUUAAGACUGGCAGGAUGGUGAUAGAGGUGGUG
Anopheles maculipalpis is the source of this 2962-nucleotide messenger RNA. Its product is annotated as cytochrome P450 4d1-like. The record is from RefSeq and is a predicted model, not a curated record. Gene Ontology annotation, molecular function: iron ion binding; oxidoreductase activity, acting on paired donors, with incorporation or reduction of molecular oxygen; monooxygenase activity. NCBI's taxonomy places the organism in Eukaryota, Metazoa, Arthropoda, Insecta, Diptera, Culicidae. The transcript has 11 exons.